Molecule: messenger RNA, 2097 nt
Organism: Podarcis raffonei (Aeolian wall lizard)
Lineage: Eukaryota; Metazoa; Chordata; Lepidosauria; Squamata; Lacertidae
Gene: HMG20A
Product: high mobility group 20A
Exons: 10
Coding region: 318-1361 (347 amino acids)
Biological process (GO): regulation of gene expression
Cellular component (GO): nucleus
Source: RefSeq, a predicted model, not a curated record
GGGGGCCUCUGGGGGAGCAGGAGGCCGAGCAAGGGGCGCCUUGGGUCUGGCGCCUCAUGGUCCUCGGCUUGUUCCGAUGAGAACCCAUCCAUAUUGUCUUAAUGGCUCUGUGAAAUGCACCUCGGGGUCCUUGUGCAGCUUCCCCCUCGCCUCAGCUCUGUCCCGCCUUCCCCCCACUUCUCCGCCCCGCCAACAACCCUGUGAGGUUGGUUAGGCAGAGGGAGGGGGGGCUAUGCUGCCUCCAGAGGCAAUUGGGACUCCUGAGCGUAUCCAGUUGCUGCUGAAAGCAGCAUGACGUGUUUUCUGUUGCAACAGUAAUGGAGAACCCAAUGACCACUUCAUCUCCCUUGUCACAUUUUCCAGAAGAUGAUGGCUCAAAAGAGAGUAAUGACGUUGUUCCAUCAGGGCUAAAUCAUUCAGAAGGAUCGUGCAUUGGCAGUGCCUCCCAGUCCGCCAACAAUCCAGAUUUUGCAGAGGACUUGCUGCACAGUCAACUGUUGCGAAAUGAGUCAUCUAAUAAAGCUGAAAAUAGCGAGCCAAGGCCUGAGGAGGAGCAAAGAACUAAGAGAGGAGGCUGGUCCAAAGGGCGAAAGAGGAAGAAACCCUUAAGGGAUAGCAAUGCUCCUAAAUCUCCCCUAACAGGUUAUGUGCGGUUCAUGAAUGAGCGGAGGGAGCAACUUCGAGCGAAGAGGCCAGAAGUUCCAUUCCCAGAAAUCACCAGGAUGCUGGGCAAUGAGUGGAGCAAACUCCCUCCUGAAGAGAAACGGCGCUACCUUGAUGAAGCAGAUAGGGAUAAGGAACGUUACAUGCGGGAGCUGGAGCAGUACCAGAAGACGGAGGCGUACAAAGUUUUCAGCAGGAAAGCACAGGACAGGCAGAAAGGCAAAUCGCAUCGACAAGAAGGAGCACGACAGGCUGCCCAUGACCAUGAGAAGGAAGCUGAUACAAAGGAGAGGUCCGUUUUUGAUAUUCCAAUCUUCACGGAGGAGUUCCUGAACCACAGUAAAGCACGGGAAGCCGAGCUGCGCCAGCUGCGCAAGUCCAACAUGGAGUUUGAGGAGAGGAAUGCUGCCCUGCAGAAGCACGUGGAGAGCAUGCGCACAGCGGUGGAGAAGCUGGAGGUGGAUGUGGUGCAGGAGCGCAGCCGCAACACAGUCCUGCAACAGCACCUGGAGACCUUGCGGCAGGCCCUCAGCAGCAGCUUUGCUGGAGUCCCUCUGCCAGGAAGUGGAGAGAUCCCCACAAUGGACACCAUUGAUUCAUACAUGAAUCGGCUGCACAACAUCAUCCUGUCAAACCCGCAGGAUAAUGAGAAUCUUAUAGCCACUGUCCGAGAAGUUGUAAACCGCCUUGAACGCUAGUGCCUGGUUUCUUAGGCCCUGGAUGUUUUUCUUAAAGGGAUGAAACAAAUGUGAGGAACGAGGGACAUGCUGGGAAUAAGCCGAAGACACUGGUUCUUGCUUACUGGACGAGCAUCUUCUGUGAGGACCCAGGAGCAGCCCAAGAGAAGAUGACAUCUCCUCUAUCCAACUUCCGGAGCAAGCUUGCACUGCUGUGUGCCAUUUCCUGUUAUUUAUCACCUGGCUGUGGGCACACUCUGGACUAGAAGAUGCCAUGGUGAUGCUUCCUUCUCUGUCAGGUCAAAGUUGUCUGUCUUUGGUAAUACAAAGCUCUGGAAUUUCUGUUGCCCAGGCUCUGACAGAGUCUCUCUCUCCCCCCAGCGCAGUCCCACCCUGUUUCCCUGCACCUCUGUUGCAUGCACUGUGUGCUCUGCUGGCCAUCAAAGCCUCUCUUCCAUUUGGUGAAAAUGUCUGCAGACGUCUGUUAAUUGCUAAAAAACAACCCUCUGUGAUAAUUCAGUAAAAAAAGAAAAGAAAAAGGACCAUCAGCUUUCUUUUUUCUCCCGGCAUUGUAAGUUCAAAACCUUCAUGUUGGACUGAAACCUUCUUUGUAGUUUGUUACCUAGUUGUUACAUGGUAGUCUUGUGAUUCAAAUAUCUCUUCUGAGCAACAGGAAAUGGGCCUGAAGGAGAAAUCACAUGCCCUUCCCCUUCUGGUAAUGUGUGGCCAUCCCAAAGAAAUAAACUAUGUAAACAGG